AUGCCUCCUGAAAGCAGUUUGUUUUUGAAAAGUAUGGUUCUCGGAAGCAUUUGCUGUGCCUUGAUCACUACGCUGAGCCAUUUUAGGAUUGGUCGUGAACAUAGACGGCACUACCAUGAGCAUCAUCACCUACAGGUUCCUAACAAAGAAGAUACCUUGAAAAUUUCAGAGAAUGAGCGCAUGGAGCUCAGUAAGAACAUACGGGUGUACUGUAUCAUCCUUGUAAAACCCAAAGAUGUGAGGCUUUGUGUUGCAGUGAAGGAGACUUGGACCAAGCACUGUGACAAAGCAGAGUUCUUCAGUUCUGAAAACAUUGACAUGUUUGAUUCAGUUAAUAUGGAAACAAAUGACAUGUGGAUAAUGAUGAGAAAAGCCUAUGAAUAUGCCUUUGAUAAACAUAAAGACCAAUACAACUGGUUCUUCCUUGCACUGCCCUCUACAUUUACCAUUGUUGAAAACUUAAAGUAUUUUUUGUUUAAAAAGGAUCCAUCACAACCCUUUUACUUAGGUCACAUUAUGAAAUCUAGAGAACUUGAAUAUGUGAGUGCGAAAGGAGGAAUAGUCUUAAGUCUAGAAUCCAUGAGAAGAUUUAACAGCCUUCUUGGUUUCCCUGAGAAGUGUCCUGAACAGGGAGGGAUGAUUUGGAAGAACUCUGGAGACAAGCAACUUGCAGUCUGCCUGAAAUAUGCUGGUGUGAUUGCUGAAAACGCUGAAGAUUCUGAAGGAAAAGAUUUAUUUAAUACAAAAUCUGUUAGACUUUCUAUUGAAGAUGCAAUAACUAAUAAUCUCCAGGAGGUAGCAAAAGGCUGUUGUUCAGAUAUGGCAAUUACUUUUAAUGGAAUGACAGCUAAUCAAAUGCAUGUGAUGAUGUAUGGAGUGUACCGUCUUAGAGCAUUUGGACAUGUUUUCAAUGAUAUAUUGGGUUUCUUACCUCUGAAUGGUUCUGACAAUGACUGA
Messenger RNA from Elephantulus edwardii (Cape elephant shrew), 957 nucleotides. Its product is annotated as C1GALT1-specific chaperone 1-like. Bases 1 to 957 code for a protein of 318 amino acids. The record is from RefSeq and is a predicted model, not a curated record. The transcript has a single exon. Gene Ontology annotation, molecular function: N-acetylgalactosaminide beta-1,3-galactosyltransferase activity. NCBI's taxonomy places the organism in Eukaryota, Metazoa, Chordata, Mammalia, Macroscelidea, Macroscelididae.